Messenger RNA from Nakaseomyces glabratus, 528 nucleotides. RefSeq names its product low-affinity Cu transporter (gene CTR2). NCBI's taxonomy places the organism in Eukaryota, Fungi, Ascomycota, Saccharomycetes, Saccharomycetales, Saccharomycetaceae. Gene Ontology annotation, biological process: copper ion transmembrane transport. Gene Ontology annotation, cellular component: fungal-type vacuole membrane; plasma membrane. Gene Ontology annotation, molecular function: copper ion transmembrane transporter activity. The record is from RefSeq and is a predicted model, not a curated record.
AUGAAGAUGGAUCACUCAGGCAUGAAUCGCAUGGGAAUGGACCACUCCGGCAUGGACCACUCUGGAAUGAACCACCCUGGAAUGAACCACGGGGGCGACGACGAUAUGUGCGCCAUGAGCAUGGUAUUCACAUGGAACUACAAGAACACCUGCGUCGUCUUCAAUUGGUGGAAGAUCAAGACAUUGCACGGCCUGCUGCUCAGCUGCAUAGCCAUCGCCUUGAUCACAGGCUUUUACGAGUACUUGAAGUUCUACCUGUACAGAAAGAACCGCGACUCAGAGGCCGUUGUGACAUCCACCAGCGCAACAAACGGGAGCCUCAACUCCCCUAGCCCGCUAACGAAACGCUACGCCGUGUCCAGAAGUCUCUGGUACGGAGUACAAGUUGGCUACUCAUUUCUGCUCAUGCUGGUGUUCAUGACCUACAACGGCUGGCUGAUGCUCGCCGUUGUAGUAGGUGCCAUCUGGGGCCACUACCACUGGGGUAUCAGAUGCACACCUGAGGCAGGAACACUAGCAUGCCACUGA